GAGGUAAGAUGGUAAAUUUUCAAUCUAUUCAACAACGUUUUACUGGGUUACCAAUUAUUAGAGCUAGAUAGAUUUUCUUACCAAAAUGGGAAGUAUUGAGAGUCAAUCUAUCGUUAGACAGCCAUUGUUAUAUAUACCACUACCAUCACAGCUCACAAGUUCAUACAAAACUCAAAGUCUAAUACCUCUAAGUUAAUACUAAAAAGAAGUAAUAAUGGGAAGUACUGAGAGUCAAGAAACACAUGUUCUAUUGGUAGCCCUACCGUACCAAGGUCACCUCAAACCAAUGCUCAAAUUCGCCAAACUUCUGUCACGACCGAACCUGCACUUCACUCUCGCCACCACCGAGCAAGCCCGCGACCUCCUCUCGACCGCUGAAGAAGAUGAACAACCUAGCCCGGUGGACCUCGUUUUCUUUCCAGACGGUCUACCCAAAGACGACCCAAGAGAUGCAGAUUCUCUCAUCGUGUCGUUGAGAAACGUCGGAGCCAAGAACUUGUCUAAAAUCGUCGAAUCAAAGAGAUUCUCUUGCAUCAUCACCGUACCAUUUGCUCCAUGGAUUCCAGGUGUUGCAGCUGCAUACAACAUCCCUUGUGCACUCCUCUGGAUCGAAGCUUGUGCAGCUUUCUCGGUUUAUUACCGUUACUACAUGAAGACGAACACUUUCCCCGACAGUUUCGAAGAUCUGACACAAACAGUCGAGUUACCAGGUUUGCCAUUGUUGGAAGUUGGAGAUCUCCCUUCAUUUCUUUUACCUUCUGCAGGAAGUCACCUAAAUAACCUAAUGGUGGAUUUCGUCGAAUGCUUGAGAACUGUGAAAUGGGUUUUGGUUAAUUCGUUUUACGAACUCGAAUCAGAGAUAAUCUGUUCCAUGUCUGAGUUGAAACCGUUGAUCCCUAUCGGUCCUCUGGUUUCCCCAUUUCUGUUGGGAGCUGAAGACAAAACCCCAAAUACCGGUGAAUGUAUGGAGUGGCUUGACAAGCAAGCUAGGUCUUCGGUUGUGUAUAUAUCUUUCGGAAGUUUGAUAAAAUCAUCGGAGAGCCAAGUGGAGAGCAUUGCAACGGCGCUGAGGAACAGAGGAGUUUCGUUUCUCUGGGUGAUUAGACCUAAGGAGAGAGCCCAAAACGUCGACGUUUUGCAGGAGAUGGUUCAAGAAGGACAAGGGGUUGUUAUCGAGUGGGGUCCUCAAGAAAGGAUCUUGAGCCACGCGGCGAUCUCUUGUUUUGUUACACACUGUGGGUGGAACUCGACGAUAGAGACGGUGGUGAGUGGCGUUCCGGUGGUGGCGUACCCGAGUUGGAUCGAUCAGCCGCUUGACGCGAGAUUGCUUGUGGAUGUGUUCGGAAUGGGAGUGAGGAUGAGGAAUGACGCUGUAGACGGCGAGCUUAACGUCGCGGAGGUUGAGAGGUGCAUUGAGGCUGUCACGGAAGGACCCGCCGCGGAGGAUAUGAGGAGGAGAGCGACGGAGCUGAAGAAUGCAGCGAGAUCGGCGUUGGAGCCUGGUGGUUCGUCAGCUCGGAAUGUGGACUUGUUCAUCGCCGAUAUCACUGUCACCUGACUAUGCUUUGCUUUGAAUUACUCUCUUUAAACCGGCGUUAACCGGAUUUCAGUUUUAGUAUUUGAACCAACUGUUCAUUGAAAUGAGUAAUUGGAAUAAUCAAUAAAAGUAUUAUAUCUUAAGUUCUUCAUCCAGUUCGAUUCUACAAAACCUGUUUUCUACAUUGUAAAAUUGACUACAUAAUUACAUAUCAAGCUUUACUGAUCCAAAUAAUGAGUAAAAACAAGAUAGUGACAAUAGCUAAUUU
Molecule: messenger RNA, 1805 nt
Organism: Raphanus sativus (radish)
Lineage: Eukaryota; Viridiplantae; Streptophyta; Magnoliopsida; Brassicales; Brassicaceae
Product: UDP-glycosyltransferase 84B2-like
Exons: 1
Coding region: 215-1558 (447 amino acids)
Molecular function (GO): UDP-glycosyltransferase activity
Source: RefSeq, a predicted model, not a curated record